CAGUAGAAGCUGCAGUCCUGCCUUUAUUUAGCAGGGCUGGGGUAGGUUUGUAAACUGUCAAAGUUAAACUGGAAACACAGCCCAAACCUAGGAAGACUACAGAACACAAAGGCAUUUGUAAACUAAUGUAAUUACUUUCCUCAGUGCCUUUGAAUAAAGUUGGCUCCACUUUAAAGGCUUUUUCCUACCCUUGUUUUACAUUACGUUCUUUCCUUUCUCCUGGUUUCUUUCCUUUUUAAUUUCUGUCUUCCCCCCUGUGCCCUCCCCUUUUAGCUCCAAGCAGCUGUUAAUUUCCAAAAUGUGUAUCAGUUUUUGUUAGCAAACCUUGGCAUUUGGACAUUUUCCUUUUGAAGGUGAGACUAACACCCUGGGAAGAUGGAUAUCUGCUGCGCCAGUUUCUCGGUUUCUGGCAGCACAGAGCCCGUCCGAGCUCCUGGGAGACCUCCCCGGGGCAGGAUGGAGCUUGCCCGCCCGCCCGACGCGCCACGGCACCCAGCACCCACAGCCGGACUGACUUCCACGGCGCUGGCCAGCCCGGCCCCAUGGCAUCGGGGCCUCGUGACAUUGUCUGAAGUCUUACUUUAACUCAGUCUGAUGGUUUCCAGCUUUCUCCGGGGUUUCUCCCAUCCAGAUGUGUGCAGAGGUCAAAGUGAAGAGGGGCAAGUGGGGAAGCUGAGAAUGAAACUGAGCCCGACCCCACACGUGGCUCCUGUGUGAUAAUGAUGCUUGUUAGGAUAAUCAUGGCCAGAGCAGAUCUGUUGCGAGGGGAAAUAGCAGAUUGUGGAGCUGCUGUGUUGUAUGGCAGAGGUAUUUAAUAAUAAAACAGUCAAAGAUACUGCGUGAUUUAAAAGGGAAAUGUUAUCCAUCCCGGGUCAUUGCCCCACACUGUUUUCCUUAUCUGGGUGCAGUUCAUGUUGCAGAGCCUGUAAGGUCAGCGAGGAGCCGUCCGCUGGUGCUUGGGGGGUCUGGAUCAGGCCCUUUGGCCGCAGUGGCCCUGCAAGGCUUACUAGCUACAAAGGCUUGUGCGUGCUUCGGAACAGAGCUGGACAGAGGAGGAGUUGUUUUAACAGAAAACAGUGACCUUUUGUACAAAAGCAAAGUGCAGACUGAGCAGCUUUAGUUUUUCAGCAAGUUAACAUUUUCUGCAGGCCUUUUUCCUGAAAAGCUAGAUUGACCUGAGACUCCCUCUCCUUUCCUUCUUUGUUUUUCCUUAUUCUUGAGCAUCACGACUGGGCUAUGCCAGCCCAACUGCCAUCUGCUCACACACAGGGUCGGAAAUGCCAUCGGCAGCCGGCUGGGCCCAGAGGCAGGGGACGUUGGCAGCCUGUGACCCUGUCCCUCCCGGGUUUGGCAUUCUCUUCCAGGGAGCUGGGUGCAUCCCUUGGGGAAUGGGUGAUGGACGAGAGAGCGUAUUUGCACAAGCCUUGGUUAACGUCAGCUCAGGCAAGGGAUUUCCUUCUGCUCUUCAUCUGCACUCCAGCUGGACUUCUCGGGAUAGGAGCGAUGCCUCAGGUGAAAGGAUAUGUGCGUCCCUCUCAUUCGGGUUUGUCCCCAGGAGGGAUGGUGGGUGCAAAGGCAACAGCAGAGGAGGCCAUCGACAGACCUAAGGAAAGGGUCUUCUCCCCACGAGAUGUCCCACAGGUGCUGGGCAAGGACUGGCAGCUGCCUCCGCUCCAUCUCUUCCAUGCGCACCCCUGCAGAAGGUCCCUUUGGCUGAUGCAGAUCCAAAACAAACCCUUUCAGGUUAUUUCAGGCAGCAGAACACAGGUUGGAGCCUGUUGUAUUUAUUUUGUUUUGCUUUUCAAACCAAAUUGCCCAUCCCUGCCGAGCUAUGUUGCUGGUGUGAUGGGAGCCAGUUCCUGCGGACCUGCUGAGACUAAAUGGAAUACUUCCCAGCGGAAGCAGGAGCAGAGCUGGGCACGUACAUCCCGCCGCAUCGGGCUCCUGGAAGGCAGCACCCAGGCUGCCGAAGGACCAACUCACAUCCCUGCUUUUUGCCCAGGGUGAGCGUCUCGCAUAGCUCAUUGCUCUAGGGACCAGAGCAGCCUGACGGAAUUUGGCAGCUCUUCAAAAAAAGAAAGUAAUUUCUGGUCGCCACCAACUUCAAGGACUCAGUGGACAAAAAUACCUUCAUUGCAAGAAAUAAAAACAGAAACUAACCAACCUGAGCGCAGGGGAAAGCAAGCAGUUCAUCCGCAUGUGGGGAAUUUGGCUGAGAGAAGUCAUCAGGCGCCUGCACCGACCGGCAGGGCGCAGCAUGGCAGUGUGGUGGCCUGGCAGCCAGGGCAUUGCCGGGAGAUUUUCAGCUGCAAGCUCUGCCUCAGACGAGCUUCAUGAACUCAGGGAGCUCAUUUAACGUCAUUAUGCUGCAAAUAGUCCUUUCCAGUGCGUAUAUUUGCUACCUCAUGUAGCAUGUCAUAAGAAUUUAAGUGUUUUUAAUGUGCUUUGAUGUCUCUGGAUGAAGGAUGCUCUAUAAAUGCAAAGUGCACCAGUACUACAGCUGCCUGCCCGAGGACAAGGUCCCCUACGUCAACAGCCCGGGAGAAAAAUCUCGCAUAAAGCAGCUUUUGCACCAGCUGCCACCACAUGACAAUGAGGUCCGCUAUUGCAAUUCGUUGGAUGAGGAGGAGAAGAGGGAACUCAAACUCUUCAGCAACCAAAGGAAGAGGGAAAAUUUAGGGAGAGGCAAUGUCCGGCCAUUCCCUGUAACCAUGACGGGAGCCAUCUGCGAGCAGUGCGGUGGCCAGAUCAACGGAGGGGACAUGGCCGUCUUCGCCUCGCGAGCAGGGCACGGCGUUUGCUGGCACCCUCCCUGCUUCAUCUGCAGUGUCUGCAACGAGCUGCUGGUCGACCUGAUCUACUUCUACCAAGAUGGGAAGAUCUACUGCGGCAGGCACCAUGCUGAGUGCCUCAAGCCCCGUUGUGCGGCGUGCGACGAGAUCAUUUUUGCCGACGAAUGCACCGAGGCCGAGGGGCGGCACUGGCACAUGAAGCACUUCUGCUGCUUCGAAUGUGAGACGGUGCUGGGGGGGCAGCGGUACAUCAUGAAGGAUGGCAGGCCCUACUGCUGCAGCUGCUUCGAGUCCCUCUACGCCGAGUACUGUGACACCUGCGCCCAGCACAUCGGUAUCGACCAGGGCCAGAUGACGUACGACGGCCAGCACUGGCACGCCACCGAGACCUGCUUCUGCUGCGCCCAGUGCAAGAAGUCCCUGCUGGGACGGCCCUUCCUGCCCAAGCAGGGGCAGAUCUUCUGCUCCAGGGCCUGCAGCGUUGGCGACGACCCCAACGGCUCCGACUCCUCCGACUCGGCUUUCCAGAGCGCGCGAGCCAAGGAGUCCCGCCGCAGUGCCAAGAUUGGCAAGAACAAGGGGAAAGGCGAGGAGGGGGCGCGCAGCCCAUGCAACCAGCUGCAGGUCACCUCCAACCGCCUCUCCACUGAUGUGGACCCGCUGUCCCUGCAGAUGGAUUUGCUGAGCCUGGCCAGCCAGACGCCGAGCCUCAACAGGGAGCACUUGUGGAGGAGCCGGGAUGAGCUCUAUCACUAUGGGAGCAAAAUGGAGCAAAGUCAGUCCCAAAGCCCUUUGCAGCUUCUGAGCCAGUGCAACAUAAGGACCUCCUAUAACCCCAGCCAGGUCCCGGGCUCGCAGCCGGAUUUAUGGGCGAAACAUUUCAGCAACCCAAAGAGGAGCUCCUCGCUGGCGAUGAAGAGCCACGGCGGCAGCUUCAUCCAGGACUGCAGGGAGGACUACUACUCCGGGAGGCUUCGCUCGCAGGAGAGCUACAGCGACAUGUCCAACCAGAGCUUCCCUGAGACCAGAGGAAAUCUUAAAGUCCCCAAGUACGAAGAGGAAGAGGAAGGCGGGAUGCCGACACCGCAGUGCCGCACCCGGCACCCCAUCAACGCCCUCAAGUUCUCAGAGGACCUGACGCCCACCGAGCAGACUCCCCGCGGCUCCAUGGAGUCCCUCGCCCUCUCCAAUGCAACAGGCCUCUCUGCAGAUGGUGGAGCCAAGCGCCAGGAGCAUCUCUCCAGGUUCUCGAUGCCUGACCUGAGCAAAGACUCAGGUAUGAAUGUCUCAGAGAAGAUGAGCAACAUGGGGACCCUGAACUCUUCCAUGCAGUUUCGAAGCGCCGAGUCCGUCCGCAGCCUGCUGUCGGUGCAGCAGUACCAGGACAUGGAGCCGAACCUGCACGGCCUCGCCAGCCCCCUCGCGUACCGAGAGCGGCAGGCGCAUGGGCGGAUGCACCAGAGCUUCGAUUAUGGUAGCGGGGUGCCCGGGGGCAAGCUGGGGGCACAGGAGGGCUCAAGGCAUGCCCCCAUGAGCGAGCGCACGCGCCGGCGAACUAACCUCCGGGAUGAUGAUCGGCAUUACCGCCCGCACCGGCCCCGGCGGUCUCGACGUUCCCGGUCGGAUAAUGCCCUGCACCUGGCCAGCGAGCAGUGCUGCCGCCUGAAGGAGAGACCCUCGCUCCGAGCCAGGGAAGACUACGACCAGUUCAUGCACCAGAGGAGCUGCAGAGAGACGAUGGAGCAGGGUCCCCGCAGGGACGUCUACGGUCACUGUCCCCGGACGGUGUCGGAUCUCGCCUUGCAGAACCACUUGGGCGAGAGAUGGGGGCCCUACUUCGCCGAAUACGACUGGUGCUCGACCUGCUCCUCCUCUUCGGAGUCUGACAACGAGGGCUAUUUCCUCGGGGAGCCAAUUCCCCAACCCGCCCGCCUCCGGUACGUGACCAGCGAGGAGCUCCUGCACAAGUAUGGCUCAUACAGCAUGCCCAAGUCUUCCACGCUGAGUGGCAGGGGACAGUUGCACAGCCGGAAAAGACAGAAGAGCAAAAACUGUAUCAUAUCCUAAUGGCAUCCUUGCUGGGCACCUUGGCAGAAUGUAAAUUAACUCACAAACUUGCACUGUUUUAGAUCAUGUAAGCGCUUUUAUUGUAACAAAAAAGACCUGAAGAGUAGGGAUUUGUAAGAAGGUUGUAGACUGGCUUCUAUAAAUAGUCAUAAUCCUGGGCACCAUGAAUAUAUUUUGCACAUCUUACUUUGGAGGAAAGAAAAAAAAAAAAAAAGUUCACUUUAGCCUGUAAUAUUUACCCAGUAGUUUUUCCUCUUUCUCCCAAAUGUUGCCACCCUUUUGAGUUCUGUUUGUCCAUACGUUUUCAGUACCACUGUUGACUCUCAGCAUCAGUUUGCCGGUAGCUUUUGCUUUCAACCAUGUUUUUGUUUCCCAUUAGCCAUGUUGGUAGGUAAUUUGUCUCUCAGACAGUGUGGGAGCCUAAGUUAUUUCCAUGAUUGUUGUAAAUGCAAUGUAAAUGAGAGUUUGGAGAAAAUAUUUUUGUAUUUUGUAAUAUCAGAGGAAUUUCUAUAUCUUAGGAGUCACUGGGAAAAUGCAUGCACAUUCAGAAUUGUUUCCAGCCAGAGCUAACCAAACAGUACUUUGGACCCCCCUUUCCAUUUCAUCAUCAGAUUUCUUAAGUAUAUCAGUGAGAGUUUGAGUUGUCAUUUGUUUUGAGGGUUGUUUUUUUUUAAAAAAAACUUUUUUCUGUUGUUUUGUUUUGAUCCUGCUAAAUAAAGAGAACAUUUUGUGAUUCAUUAAAUCUUGAAGAGGCCUCGGUGGCAUUUUGAAGUCGGCUCACGCCUGUGAUGUGCAGGUACGCUCCAUCAGUCAGAUACAGGAAUCCUGACAGCUGCAAAAGGGACUUUUUUUUUUUUUUUUUUUUUAUUAUUAACUAGGAAAGAACAGAACUACCAAAUGUCUGCAACGUUGUAAAUGACCAAAGCCGGAGAAGGAAUUUUACACCUCUGUAGAGAACGCUGAAGUUACUCAACGUUGAACUAUUAUUUGGAGUAAAUAAAAGUGUAAAUGGUGCAAUUGUGUGAUGUCAGCAUGACGUUGUUUUGAAUAUAGACUUGUCUUAUGGUGCUCUAGUCUCCUGGGUUAUGUUAACUGCUGUUCAUUACCAAGUGGAAGUCUCAAUAUUGCCUACUGCCUAACACAUAAGAGAACGACUGCAAACUGCUCCCCGCGGGCCUGACCCUGCCCUGGCGAGACGCCCUCGCCCCUCCGAGGCCGCUUGUGGCCGGUGGGCUCGUGUCCUGGGUGGGCUCAGCCCCCGCCUGCGGAGCUAGGACAGCCCCACAGCAGCCUCACUGUGGCAGAGUGUUCUAUAAAUAGGGCUCAGCUGUAUUGUAUUAUGGUGGAUGUGAGUUUGUUCUCUGUAUGCUUUAAACCAUUGAGGUGCUGCCAUCGCAGCGCGUCCCGGCAGAUGCGCCGAAGGAUUGCAAAGCCAGUGCUGGUUGUCCCGGUGCUUCCCGAGAAGGAGCAGGUUUACAAAAGGGGCUCUUGGCACCCAAAGAUGCAGCUUAGCGCCUGAGGGUGUUAAGGUAAAGCUGGGCUUUGAGCCGCAGGAGGGCUGGGAGGCUUCACCGGCUGCAUCGCCCUCGCCCCACGCGCUGCAGGCAUCUCGGGGUGCCCCUGCACCUCCGCCAAGCCGGCCCCUGCCCUGCACCCCGGGGAGGAGGGUCCCGCUGCAGGGCCGGUGCCGGCACCCCUGGCCAUGUGCAGGGAUGCCCCAUUGCCUACUCAGAGCAGCAGAUGCAGAAAAUUCUUGAGGAUGGAUGUCUCCAUACCACAAACUAUUGCUAGGAAUUUUUUUGUUGUUUGUAAAGGACAAUGUGAUAAUUAUUAUUCCUUUAAAAAGAAAAGCAAACAAAAAAAAAAA
This is a messenger RNA of Athene cunicularia (burrowing owl), 6726 nucleotides long. RefSeq names its product prickle planar cell polarity protein 2 (gene PRICKLE2). Gene Ontology annotation, molecular function: zinc ion binding. NCBI's taxonomy places the organism in Eukaryota, Metazoa, Chordata, Aves, Strigiformes, Strigidae. The record is from RefSeq and is a predicted model, not a curated record. Bases 2466 to 4859 code for a protein of 797 amino acids. The transcript is spliced from 7 exons.